CGCAUCCGAAUGUGUGUGUGUGAGUGUGUGUGUGUGUGAGAGAGAGAGUGUGUGAGUGUAGGGAGUGGCAGCCACGGAGAAAUCGCAUGCCGGCAGAUACGCGAGUGAUUUCCAUUCAAAGGAAAACGUGAAGCUGCUCUCUGGUUAGGAUUUUUAUAACGGCUGGACUUUAUGAGUCCAACAGGUAAAAUGGAGAGAGAGCGACCCACGGUCUGAACGUCUAGUGCCUCGUGGAAUAUCCCUCCCCUCCCCCCCUCUUAGCGGACACCAUGAACAUGCUGAAGUCAAGCGGCCUUAAGAUCCCCGGCAGGGGUCCGAAGCACUCCAGCCCAGUGGGACGAACCACCACGGGGUCACCGUCCUCCCCUGCAACUCAGAAAGACAAUGUUCCUCACAAACAGCCCCUGCCGGCCCCGAGCAGCAGCGCAUCUGACAAGUCGAGCUCGAAAGCUUCGGAGGUCGGCGACGAAGUGCCGAGCGACUUUGCGCUGGGCGAGCGUGUGUGGGUGAACGGCGUGAAGCCCGGCCGCGUGGCUUAUCUCGGUGAGACCCAGUUUGCCCCGGGUCAGUGGGCCGGCGUUGUUCUUGAUGAACCCGUGGGCAAGAACGACGGCUCAGUGGGCGGCGUGCGCUACUUCGAGUGCCUGUCUCUCCAGGGUAUCUUCACGCGGCCCUCCAAGCUCACGCGCCAGCCAGCAUCAGAAAGCAGCGACGCCCACCCUGCAGACCCGCACGCCGGACCGAACUGCACCGGAGCCCAGCGUGUGGUCGUGCCCCUGCGAGAGGGAAUACUAAACAGCGCGACUAAGACCGGCAACGAGUCCGGCUCCAACAUGUCCGACAGCGGCUCGGUGAAGAAAGGUGGAGAGAAGGAUCUGCGAGUGGGAGACCGCGUGCUGGUGGGCGGAACGAAGACUGGCGUGGUGCGCUACGUAGGAGAGACAGACUUUGCCAAGGGAGAGUGGUGCGGCGUGGAGUUGGACGAGCCUCUAGGGAAGAACGACGGAGCCGUGGCCGGGACCAGGUACUUCCAGUGCCCACACAAAUUCGGCCUGUUUGCCCCCAUCCACAAGGUGAUCCGCAUCGGCUUCCCGUCCACGAGUCCGGCCAAGGCCAAGAAGAGCAAGCGUGUAGCCAUGGGAGUGUCUUCGCUGGCUCACAGCCCCAGCAGCUCGUCCAUCAGCUCUGUCAGCUCCGUAGCCUCCAGCGUCGGCGGCAGACCCAGCCGCACGGGCCUGUUGACGGAGACGUCGUCCCGUUACGCGCGCAAGAUCUCCGGCACCACUGCGCUGCAGGAGGCGCUCAAAGAAAAGCAGCAGCACAUCGAACAGCUCCUGGCCGAGCGCGACCUGGAGCGAGCUGAAGUGGCCAAGGCCACCAGUCACAUCUGUGAGGUGGAGAAAGAACUGAACACACUCAAAGCCCAGCACCUGCAGUAUGCAACAGAGACAGAGAGCAACCUGCAGCAAGUGCGCACCCUAUUGGCCAAUGCACAGAGAGACAAAAUGGAACUGGCCAAUCAGCUCGAGGAAGAGAAAAGGAAAGUGGAGGACCUUCAGUUCAGGGUGGAGGAGGAAUCCAUCACCAAAGGGGAUCUAGAGACUCAGACCAAACUGGAGCAUGCCCGUAUUCGGCAGCUCGAGCGGAAUCUGCGUUUGGAAAAGUCCAAAGCAGAGAAGUUUCAGAAAGAGUUAGAGGAAAAGAUGCAAACCACGGUUGAAGAGAAGAGCCGAGUGAUGCAGCUGGAGGAGGAAUUAACCUUGCGCAAAGCCGAGGCGGAGGAGCUCCAGGCACGCCUGCAGAGAGCCUCGUCCUCCGUAGUGGAAGGCGAAGAUGUGAUUUCAAGCUCCGAGGCUCUCGUUCUCCGAGAACGCCUCGAAUCUGCACGCCGUGAGGAGAGCAGCCAGCUGCGUGAACGCUACGAGGCCAUGCUGAGCGCCAGCCGCCAAGAAACCGAACGCCUCAAAGCCACCACAGAACGGCAGGCCUCAGAGAUCACAAAACUGCGCCAACGGCUCCAGCAGGCCACCCGUGAGAACAUGGAGAUGAUGGAUAGCUGGAAGGACAAGCUGGACGCCCUGGUUGGAGACCACCAGCGAGCCCUGGAGGAGCUCAAAUCCUCACUGAUCAACGAUUCCAAAGCGUCCGAGACGGGCGGGGUAGAGGGAGACGGUCCCACACCUGAAAUGAGGGCCACUGUGGAGAGCAUGAGGAUGGAGCGGCAGCUGGAGGUGGAGAACCUCAAGGCUAAGCACGAGAUCGAAGUGGCCGUGCUGGCCAAGGAACGCGAGGAGCUUCGAGCCAAGGUCCAAGAACUACAAGAUAAGCUAGAGGAGAGCGAAGAGAAUGCCAGGAGCAACCCAGAGCUCAGCGAGUCCAUGGAGAAGCUUCAGGAGGCCGAGCUGAAGGUCGCCGGAUUGAGGGAACGGCUAGAUUUGGCCGAGAAGAAGAUGGCUGACUACGAGGCUCUUCAGAACGCCGAAGCACAAAGCAGAGCUGAGAUCCGAGACCUGCAAGAGAAGCUGAGGGUUAGCGAGAACCGACUGCAGGCUGUCGAGGCCGAUCACAUCAGCCAGGACGUCAACAUGAUAGAAAAUAAUGACAACUCUGAAGAGAAGAUUAAGUUAAAGCAAAAUAUAGAAGAAACGUUGGAGAAACUGGCAAAAAGGGAAAAAGAAGUUUCCACUCUUACUACACAAGUAGAUGACCUCAAAACACAGAUAACAGCCUUGGAGACUAAAGUCCGUGCGGGGGAGAGGAAGACCGACGGCCUCCUCAGAGACAAGACGCGUCUGGAGGCGGAGCUGGAAGCCAUCACCAAGAAAUCCCACGAUGCAUCAGGCCAGCUGGUGAUCAUUAGCCAGGAACUUCUGAAGAAAGAGAGGAGCCUGAAUGAGCUGCGCGUCUUGCUGCUGGACUCGCCGCGCCACUCGCCGGGCAUGGACCGCGACCUGAGCCGUGAGGUGCACAAGUCCGAGUGGAAGGUGAAGGAACAGAAGCUGCAGGAUGACAUCAAGAGCCUGAGGGAGAAACUGCUGCUUCUGGGGCGUGAAAGGUCGUCGCCUGAGCAUCGCCGCUUCUCUAUGAUGGAAGCGUCGGGGACGGACGCCGAGGUGGCGCGCCUGCGCCAGCGGCUCUUGAGCACCGAGGAGGCCUUGAGGAACGCGUUGGAGCACAACCAGGAAGUGGACCAGCUGGUGCAGGCCAUGCGUAUGCGACCCGAUAAGAGCCAGGCAUACAGCAGCGCAAAUUCGGCGAAUGGGAUCCAUCAGCAAGACGCUACCUUCGUGGAAGAGGGAAAGCACUGAUGAUGGGGGUCGUUGAAGCACCGCUCGACCAUUUAGGGGGGAAAAAAUCACGGAGGUACGCUGCAAAAAAAAAAAGAAUGAAAAAAACACCCCCCGAGACGUCUGACGCUUAGACCUCGGACUAACGCCUCAUCGGACAGCUUCGCAUUCUUUUCACAGUUAGCGCCAAGCCGACGAACAACCACUGCAACCACUUAGCAAAUGUGUAUGUAAAACAGUGUGAGAUGCUAUUUAAAAAAAAACACAAAAAACAAAACAAACAAAGCAUUAUCUUUGAAGCGGUACAUUACGGUUACGGUUUUAGACUCGGACCACCGAUCCACCUUGUACACUACCUCCAGAGAAAAAGCAGCGGUCUUAAUGCUCGAGACCUCGAGAAGUGAAGUGCUGUAGUCCGAUUGGUCAGGACGCAGUUUAGGAAACCUUUUGGCCUCGAUUCAUACGUUAAUUUAUUCGCCUUUUAUGCUGUCGGAGUUAGACGGAGCGGUCCUGUCGAAUUUAAUUUUAUUAUUAUUAUUUUUUUGCCUUGAAAGAUUUGCUACUCUCCCUCUGUAGUGAAUGUCUGAGUCAAGGAGACGGGAUGAUUCCACACGGGCUUGUUCUUGUUUUUUUUUUCUUUUUUCCUUACGUACUGUACGAACGCCACAGUGUUCAGCCACCUACCAGUAUCCAUCCUCCUAUAAUCCAGUAAAUAGUGCACCAUUUUAGGGAUGCCAGCGUUUCAAACGAAUGGGACUUCGCCACUGUAAAAAAAUAAUAAUAAUAAUUUAAAAAAAAACCCUUGAGAAAUCAAACGCUCUGACUUAUUAUUCAGCCUAGUACUGUGUUUAUGCUGUAUAUUUAUGUGUCAAGAUACAGUUUACAGUUUUCGCUGUAAGCCAGCUAGGUCGAAGUGAAUUCGGGCUUCGAACGUACGCCAUCUAAUUGAACGACAAUACCAAUCCGCGUUUCCGAUUUUCUACAAGCGAGCACGUUUGAAGGAUAGCAGGUCAAUUUGAGAAACGAUAUCCACCCUGUCGAUCUUUCUAUCGGUGUGAAUAUUACAGGGUUACGACUAAGGGAUUUCAUAUCGGCAAGAACGGAUAAAACGAUAGGGCUGGCCCCGAGUUUUGCAACAAAAAAAAACAACAACAAAAAAAAAAACCACGAAGCCGUUGGACUCGGAUGUUCUUUUAUGCUGUCACAAAAUCAGUUUACUCCCUUGGCUCUAGCUGUAACCGUUCCUGAGAUUCAAUCAUUAAACAGAAAUAAAACAGAACUCCUGCA
Messenger RNA from Ictalurus punctatus (channel catfish), 4574 nucleotides. RefSeq names its product CAP-GLY domain containing linker protein 2 (gene clip2). The transcript is spliced from 17 exons. Gene Ontology annotation, cellular component: nucleus; microtubule plus-end; cytoplasm. The record is from RefSeq and is a predicted model, not a curated record. Gene Ontology annotation, biological process: cytoplasmic microtubule organization. Gene Ontology annotation, molecular function: microtubule plus-end binding. NCBI's taxonomy places the organism in Eukaryota, Metazoa, Chordata, Actinopteri, Siluriformes, Ictaluridae. Bases 270 to 3308 code for a protein of 1012 amino acids.